Messenger RNA from Ostrinia furnacalis (Asian corn borer), 2364 nucleotides. RefSeq names its product Aldehyde dehydrogenase type III. Gene Ontology annotation, cellular component: cytoplasm. Gene Ontology annotation, molecular function: aldehyde dehydrogenase (NAD+) activity. The transcript is spliced from 11 exons. NCBI's taxonomy places the organism in Eukaryota, Metazoa, Arthropoda, Insecta, Lepidoptera, Crambidae. The record is from RefSeq and is a predicted model, not a curated record. Bases 205 to 1743 code for a protein of 512 amino acids. Gene Ontology annotation, biological process: aldehyde metabolic process.
CUGUAUUCUAUUGAAUCGGCAAUGCUUGUAGUGUGCAGUCAUAUUUUUUAAUUAUUACGCCUUUGCGAUAAUUAAUCGUAAAUUGCUUAUUAGCGGUUUGUUAUUUUACGUCAUUCCAGUGCGGUGUUGUUGUAAUUUAAUAUAGGCUGAUUCCGUAAUAAAACUCAGACACGGCUCUUUACUCCGUAAUCUAAAAGUUUCGCAAUGGUUUUGGGAAAUAUUUCUGAAUUGAAGGGCAAAUCAGCUAAUGUUGCUGAGUCCGUGCAGCGAGCCCGCGACGCUUUCAACAGAGGCGUCACAAAACCCGUAGAAUGGAGGCGACAGCAACUGGAGAGCCUGAUGCGAAUGUACAAGGAGAACCAGCAGGCCAUGAUCGAUGCCCUCAGGGAGGACCUGCGGAGGAGCAAGAUGGAAGCCGUGCUGUUGGAGGUCGACUAUCUCAUCAAUGACUUGACGAACACGCUGCAUAGCUUGGAUGAAUGGGUCAAACCUGAGAGACCAUCAAAAGGCCUGGUGAACAUACUGGACGAAGUAGUGAUCUACAACGACCCAUAUGGCGUGGCCCUGAUUAUCGGCGCAUGGAACUACCCUCUGCAGCUGUUGUUGCUGCCAAUGGCUGGCGCCAUAGCCGCCGGCAACGCAGUGGUCAUCAAACCCAGUGAAGUGGCCGAGUCUUGCGCCAGAUUUGUUGCUGAGAUGGUGCCUAAAUACUUGGACAAUGAUGCCGUGGUGGUCGUGCAAGGUGGUGCCGAAGAGACGACUGUGUUACUAAAAGAGAAGUUCGACUACAUCUUUUACACUGGAAGCACUGGUGUGGGAAAGAUCGUAUACGAAGCGGCCACCAAGCAUCUCACACCAGUGACUCUGGAGCUGGGAGGGAAAAGCCCUGUAUACAUAGAUAGCUCAGCCGACUUGGAAGUGACUGCCAAGCGUAUACUAUGGGGCAAGUUCAUCAACAUGGGCCAGACAUGCAUCGCGCCAGACUACAUCCUCUGCAGCAAAGAGAUCCAGGACAAGUUUGUGGAAGCCUCCAAGAAGGUCCUGAAGUCCUGGUACGGUGAGGACCCUCAGAAGUCGCCGGACCUUUGCCGCAUCAUCAACAACAGGCAUUUUAGUCGAAUCCAAGCGGUCCUCGACGCGAACAAAAGCAAAGUAGUUGUCGGUGGCAACUACGACGCCAAAGACAAGUUCAUUGAACCGACCAUCCUGGCCAAUGUGUCUCCCUCUGACAAGAUCAUGGAGGACGAAAUAUUUGGGCCACUUCUGCCCAUUGUCCCGGUGGCUGACGCGUAUGAGGCCAUCAAAUUCAUCAACGAAAGAGAGAAGCCGCUAGUGCUGUAUGUCUUCGCGAAAAACAUGGGCGUGGUCUCCAGCCUCACAAGCAACACCAGCAGCGGCGGCGUCUGCGUCAACGACACCAUGAUGCACAUGGGAGUGGAGACGCUGCCAUUUGGUGGCGUGGGCAACAGUGGUAUCGGCGCGUACCACGGCAAAAAAACUUUUGACACAUUCACGCACAAAAAGAGCUGCUUGAUCAAGAACUUCGCUGCCAUCGGAGAGAAACUUGCUUCGGGCCGGUACCCUCCAUACACGGAAGGCAACCUUAAGUUCAUCACCAGCAUGAUGAAGCCCAUGCACGGGCCCUCGCUUAAGUGUCUACCGUACCUGCUGACUUUCGCACUCGGCGCCGGACUGGGCUACGGAAUAUUCUAUUGGACUAAGGCUACAUCAGAAGAAUUGUGAAGAAUCGGCCGAAUCAAAAUGAUAAAAUAUUGUUAAGUAUUUAUAGGUGCCUUAAUGUUUUGGAAAAAGUUCUCUAUGUUGUUAUCAUAUUAACAAAAUCGUGAAAAAUUGUUUAUUGUUCUCUAAAAAGUGCUAUAUUUUCAUAUUUACCUGAGUUUUUAUACAUUUCUUUAUGCAUUUAUUUUUUUGUGGUUUUAAGUUUAAUAUAAUUGUAUGUAGACCAGCUAGAAACUUAAGCUCAUUCUAUAUUUUUGAGCACUGAUUUGAUUAUAAUAAUAAUUUUAUAAUUAAUUUAACUUUGUGAUAUACAGGGCUGUCUUUGGAAAUCGGUGGUCCUAAUUAUUAAAAUAAACGAAUAAAAUAUAAAUCGCAUUAUUUUCAAAUUACAUGGUAUCACACAAUUCUUGCACAAUAUUAUAUUUUACACACUGCAAGUUAUUAUUUCUUUUUAUAACAUAUUUUAUAAUAUUUUUUAUUCUUAUAUUUUUCUCCUUGUAAAAUCGACAAAGUACCGUCUAGUUCAAAUUAAAAAAUAAAUCUGCUCAUCGGAAAGAAUUGAAGUCACGAAAAACAAUGGAGGAUAAUAAAGUUAUUCCUAUUUAUUUAUUAUCUAAAUGUUUG